AUGGUCUACAUCCAGUCCUGGCAGGAGUUCCAGGACGCUGCUGAGGCCUUGUAUGCCAAAUCGCCCAACCAGACUCGGUACUGUGUAAAAUGGAAAUCGUCAGAGGGAAAGCUGGUAUUGAAAAUCACAGACAAUGUCACGUGCCUGAAAUUCAAAACAUAUUCGUCGAUCUUCUUGAAUCGUUUCGAAUCGCUGAAUCUCUCCCUCAUGGAGAAGAUGCAGAACCGCCAGAGACCAAAGGAAGUCCCGGUUCCAGAGCCUCCAGCCGCUUCGGAAGCUACGACAGCGCCUAGCUCGACGGUACCCCAGUCGUCUGGUCCCAAAUCCGGAGGUGUCAAGAAAAAGAAAGGCAAGAAGAAGUAGCGGAGAAGCUCGACAAGUCAGACUACAAGGGUCCUGGCAGAUGUCGCUGCGAACAGCUGCACCCUCCAGCGUUCAUCGUCAACAGUGUCUCUGGAAUCUGGGACCUGCAACCAGCCCAGAUCCGAUCGCGACCAGGAGAACGAGCGCCAAUUCCGCCGACCUCGAUUGCCUCCUGAUAGCAGCUCAACUGUACUGUUACUGUGACUCCUCGUCAUCCACAUCAAAUACAACGAGUCCAAUUUCCCG
This is a messenger RNA of Coprinopsis cinerea okayama7#130, 609 nucleotides long. RefSeq lists its product as hypothetical. Gene Ontology annotation, cellular component: signal recognition particle, endoplasmic reticulum targeting. Lineage: Eukaryota; Fungi; Basidiomycota; Agaricomycetes; Agaricales; Psathyrellaceae. Gene Ontology annotation, biological process: SRP-dependent cotranslational protein targeting to membrane. Gene Ontology annotation, molecular function: 7S RNA binding. The record is from RefSeq and is a predicted model, not a curated record. The transcript is spliced from 3 exons. Bases 1 to 363 code for a protein of 120 amino acids.